CCUACUUUUUCACCCGAAAAAUUAUACUAUAAUUUAGCCUAUAGGCAGUGAGCUUCUGAGCUGUUCCCACUGAAUAUUGGUGUCAACUCCGCGAUACCACCAGUCGAACGCCGAGUUUUCGGUCGACAAUGCCAGAAACAGCAGCGCGCGCGGCGCCGUGUGCCAACUGCAAAAAAACACCCACGCUGUCAUGUGAAAUCCCGCGAUUUUUUUUAGCCGCAACUCGCAACCACCCGCGCGUCCGCCUCCCGUCGCGUAUAAUAUAAACUCCUCGUCGCCGUCGCUUCGUUUUACUACUGAUCACGAAGACGACGACUACGCAGCGAUGCACUUGACACUUAGCCCUGGGAGGAAGGCGGCGCACGCCCGCACGGCGAGCCACCCGUGCCACUACCCGGAACUCGCGCGGCUCGACGGCGGUGUGCGGGAGCUCAUGUCGUGGACGGCGACGUCCCGCUCCGGCGGCGAGGGGAGCUCGGGUCUCGCGCUCGUGGAGGCCGUGCUCGCCGCGCUCGGCGAGGUCCUCGAGCUGCCGGUGGCCGUCGCGGCGCUCCACGGUGGCGAGGCGGCGGCGGCGGCGCGCGACGACGCUUUCCUCGUGCUCGCCGACGCGUACGGCACGUUCGAGUCGGCGCUGCUCGCGCUGAGGGAGAGCGUGGCGGGGGCGCGGUGCGGCGCCCGGCGCGGCGACGGCGCCGCGGUCGCCGCGGCGCUGCGCGCGCGCAGGCGGACGGAGAAGGAGCUGUGCCGCCUCGCGGGGGCGAUGCGCCAGGCGGCGUCGAGGACGCCGGCGGCGGACGCCACCACGGGCGACGGCGUGGGCGACGCGGUGGCGGAUGCGGCCGCGGCCAUCGCGGCGGCGUCGGAGGCGGUCUUCCUGGGGUGCGCCGCGAUGUCGCCGGACAUGUCGUCGUCGAUGGCCAGCUCGCCGCUAUCCAAAAACUGGCUGGCGAGGCUGCACCUGCACGUCGUACCGGCGUCCAAGAAGGUGUCGCCGGCGACGGCGACGGCGGCGGCAUUGGAGAGGCUGGAGGAAUGCAUUGGCGAGCUGGAGAGCGGGAGCGAGAAGGUGUUCAGGCGGCUGCUGCAAACAAGAGUUUCUCUUCUUAACAUUCAUAAUCCCUUGUAAUUUCUCAGAUAAAGAAACAGAGAAAAUUCUGAAUUUUGCCGUGCCAAUACCACAUCUUCAUUUUCA
Messenger RNA from Oryza sativa Japonica Group (Japanese rice), 1195 nucleotides. RefSeq lists its product as uncharacterized. Gene Ontology annotation, biological process: root development; shoot system development. The record is from RefSeq and is a predicted model, not a curated record. NCBI's taxonomy places the organism in Eukaryota, Viridiplantae, Streptophyta, Magnoliopsida, Poales, Poaceae.